ACUCGACUUUCUACAUUGAUUUGAAACGUUUUUGACCCGUUUCGGCCGUCGGGAGUCACGAUUCGGGACUUAAAACCCCGGAGAAGAGACUCACCCCUGGGGCCAGUCUUCCUUCUGGUGAGCCUUCUGGUAACAGAGCCCCAAAAGAGCGACGUGAACGGUUCGCCAGAAGAUUUCUGGGAGUGUCGGUUCUCUCCUCCUCUGGGAUGAUUCCCCUUUGGGGAUUUUCUUUUAAUCCCGAGCCCGUUUGAAAAACGCCGAAUCCUACAACAAUGCGUUGUUAACACGAUUGAUAACUUUUAUAAAUCAAUCAUAACUGCCUAAAAUUAAACGCAAACACCCUAAUAAUAAAAAUAACACCCCUCAACAUGUGUGAAAUUUUCGAAAAAAUAACGAUUGUAACAAUUUAGACUCGACUCGCACCCGUGUACUCAAUUAUUAAAUUAAAAAUAUAAAGCUUAAACAGGCAAAAGAACACAAAAUCCCUUCCACCAUGUGAGCCACAACACAAGGGUACCAUCAAACCCUAUUAAGAUACAUAUUUUGUCACUUAAAAAAGUGAUACUUGCACCAAAAAAAAAUCAUAAACGAUAAAAAAGUGUUAACGACAGUGAGUGGUCAGUAUUCAACUCACUGAUAACAUAAAAGGUAAAAAGCAGCGCUUUUAUAAGGAAAUAGUCACUCAAUAAACCUGAGAAAGAUCGCUAAAAUGGGACUGUGCAUGUGUUCCAGGAGAAAUAUGACCAGAGAACGGAAUUAAAUUUUGAGAUUUCAUUAGGUUCAGGUGAUGAAGUAAUAGUCGUUUUUGAAAAUUUUGGUCUAUCCUUACAGUUUUGGUCUGUCAGUGGCAUUUCUGAAGUCAGACCAAACACUGAAUUUUAAAGAUAGUAGAUCUGAAUGAUCAGAAACGACUGGAUUGCAGACUGUAUCUCAUCUGAGGCAUAUUGAACAGAAGAUGUUUAUCAGCGUAAACUAGCCAUGGAGUAGUUACUCAUUAACAGUAAUAGGAUUUUUUUAUUUUAUUUUUUUAUUUUUGAGAUUUCCUCAUAGUGUCUGCGGGGUGACGAAUCACAAGUUGUGUCGUUUUUUAACAUUUCUGAAAUCAGACCACUGAAGAUGAGAUGCAGAAUUGUGAGGUUAGACAGUCCAAAUUGUUCAAAUACGACUAAACUGCAGAUUGUAUCUCUUCAGGGCAAACAGGACAGAACGGCACUGUUUGGUUCAAGAUAGUUAUUAUAAAGCACAACCAAUUAAUAAAAAAUAAUGCCAAUAAGGCAGAAAAAUGCCAGUUUGUCACCAAAAUAUUAAUGUGAUAAUGGGGAAAAGGGCCGCCAUGAUUGUGCUGAUAUGAUUUUUACAAGCGUUAAUUGCUGAGCAUUUUUCUCUCUUGAAAUGAAACAACUAAACCGUUAUCCUUCAUGAUGCCACACCAAUACGGAAUGGCUCUCAGCCUACAAAAUCCCGUUGAAAGAUACAUCUAUAGAAAUGACGAGCAGAGGCUCACGAGGGAAGCGAUGGAAAGAUACUUGAGGGAAAGGAGCGAUAUGGUCAUUGUGAUUCUUCAUGCUAAAGUUGCUCAAAAGUCUUACGGUAAUGAGAAACGGUUCUUUUGCCCUCCGCCCUGUAUAUAUCUUUAUGGCGAAGGAUGGCGCCUCAGGCAAGAACAGUUAUUGAGAGAAGGAGACUCGGAACAUGCUGCUCAGCUCUGUGCAUUUAUCGGUAUAGGCAACUCAGAUCAAGACAUGCAGCAAUUAGAUUUAAACAAUGGAAAACAGUACUGUGCAGCUAAAACACUUUAUAUUUCCGAUUCAGAUAAAAGAAAACAUUUUAUGCUUUCAGUGAAAAUGUUCUAUGGCAGUGGUCAUGACAUCGGUGUUUUUCAAAGCAAAAGGAUUAAAGUAAUAUCAAAACCGUCCAAGAAAAAACAGUCUUUGAAAAACGCUGAUUUGUGUAUUGCCAGUGGAACAAAAGUGGCUCUUUUUAAUAGACUCAGAUCUCAAACUGUCAGUACAAGAUAUUUACAUGUGGAAAACGGCAAUUUCCAUGCGAGUUCCACGCAGUGGGGUGCUUUUACUAUUCAUUUACUGGACGAUGAUGAAAGUGAGAGUGAAGAAUUUAGUGUUAGAGAAGGAUAUGUUCAUUAUGGUAGUACUGUAAAAUUAGUGUGUUCUGUGACUGGGAUGGCACUACCUCGCCUCAUAAUACGUAAAGUGGAUAAACAGAUGGCUUUGUUAGAAGCGGACGAUCCGGUUUCUCAACUACACAAGUGUGCAUUUUAUAUGAAGGACACAGAACGCAUGUAUUUAUGUUUAUCACAAGAAAGAAUCAUUCAAUUUCAAGCCACUCCAUGUCCCAAAGAGCCAAAUAAGGAGAUGAUAAACGAUGGGGCUUGCUGGACUAUAAUAAGCACAGAUAAAGCUGAAUACCAAUUUUAUGAAGGAAUGGGGCCUGUUAGAACUCCAGUCACUCCAGUGCCGAUAGUCCACAGCCUGCAUUUAAACGGUGGUGGUGAUGUGGCCAUGUUGGAACUCUCUGGGGAAAACUUCACUCCAAAUUUACAAGUGUGGUUUGGAGAUGUCGAAGCGGAAACAAUGUAUAGAUGUCAAGAAAGUAUGCUGUGUGUAGUGCCAGACAUUUCAUCAUUCCGUGGUGAAUGGUUGUGGGUAAGACAGCCCACACAAGUUCCAGUGUCUCUAGUCCGAAAUGAUGGCAUUAUAUAUGCAACCGGCCUAACUUUUACUUACACCCCAGAACCUGGACCCAGGCCCCACUGCCCUCCGGCAGAAGAUAUAAUGAGGCACAAUACAUCACACCAAGACAGGCUUCCAGCAAUUCCAGAUGUCCCAUGGAAUCAAGCGCAGGGAAUAUAAACAAAGAAGUAAAUUUAUCUAUUUACCAUCAUGAAGCCAUUUCUAUCUGUGAUUACUACACAGAGUUUAUUAUUAUUUUUUAAUCCGUGCCAUUCCUCUCCAUUUUAUUUUCUAUCUAUUACUCCUAUUCAUUAGAAAAAUACAAUAUAAUCUCUCUAGUUUUAUAUUUCAUUGGUUUUUGUAAGGGUAUUUUUCAAUCCUAUUUAUUUUCAUACAUUUUGGAAAUCACAAUUUUUAAAUAUCGAAUUAUUUAAGAGUUAUUAAAAUUAGAAAAUAUAAAAUGCAUCUCAUGUUUUUUUAGGAUAUAUUUCUUCUUAGCGAGAUUACCAUGAAAAAUGGUGGAUAGAAAAUGAUGUAGAAUCAGAGAUUGUAUUGUUUUUUGUUUCAAUAAAGAUUCUCAUGAUUUUCAUUGUUCAGCUAAAUUAAAGUUGUUUUGAAAGAAAUUGUUUUCUAGAGAAGUUUAUAAAAUGGGCAAUAGGAUGUAAAAACCGAAUAAGUAGUUUUUUUUAAAUAUUAGUAUAAUCUUUUAAUAAAAGCUAUUAUUAUCCUGUCCAUUCGGGGUUACUAGUAGUUACCAUAAUUAUUGCUUGAGAUAUGUAAUGAAAAUUGAAAAUGCAAAAAAAAAAAAAAACACGCUGAGAGAUAUUUUUAUAGUUAUUACAUAUUUAUGUUUGUAUAAUUCAAAAAUUAAUUUAGUUAAAACAUCGUUUUGAAUAAAUAUUCAAGGUCAAAUAUUGGUUCUUAAUAGUAAAAAAUGAAUAAUUAACGUUUGAUGUAAAUUAUUACAUAUAAAUAUUCAUUCCCAUGCCUUCAUGCAAACUAUAGUUUAAAUACUAAAGUAGACUGUUAUACUUUUUUUUUUUUUCGUUUAUGCAAACCAACAUAUUCAUUUAACUUACUUAUACUUAUAGAUGUCAUCUUAAAAAUCAGUAAAAAGCUGAACUUUGGAAAUGAA
Molecule: messenger RNA, 3825 nt
Organism: Cimex lectularius (bed bug)
Lineage: Eukaryota; Metazoa; Arthropoda; Insecta; Hemiptera; Cimicidae
Gene: Su(H)
Product: suppressor of hairless protein
Exons: 3
Coding region: 1419-2870 (483 amino acids)
Biological process (GO): regulation of transcription by RNA polymerase II
Cellular component (GO): nucleus
Molecular function (GO): RNA polymerase II cis-regulatory region sequence-specific DNA binding; DNA-binding transcription activator activity, RNA polymerase II-specific
Source: RefSeq, a predicted model, not a curated record